Molecule: messenger RNA, 3670 nt
Organism: Peromyscus californicus insignis
Lineage: Eukaryota; Metazoa; Chordata; Mammalia; Rodentia; Cricetidae
Gene: Prr5l
Product: proline rich 5 like
Exons: 12
Coding region: 751-1863 (370 amino acids)
Biological process (GO): TORC2 signaling
Cellular component (GO): TORC2 complex
Source: RefSeq, a predicted model, not a curated record
CCUUUCCAUCAGUCUUCAGGGUCAGUGAGUAGUGAGUGAGGACCAGAGAGAUCUGGACUGCCAAAAAGGUCACCAUCUCAGGAGACUGGCAGGACAGGAUACCUCGCCUCUCCUGUGCAAGGAUGGCAGGAGGAAGAAGGGAGCACGUGACUGCCAGCCUGCGGAAGACCUUUGGAAUGGCAGACACAAGCGAGAAAACUUUCCCUGGAACGCCGGAAACUUUUUCCUGCGCACGCAGUGUCUGGGACGGAGGCGUGUGGCGGCUGUGCUCGGCUCGGCUCGGGUGACUCACGCCGGGGACCCCAAGGGGGAAAGAGCAUUUUAUCUCGGAGGGAAGACCUGCUUUUCAAGGAACAGCACGUUCAACAUGGAGCACAUUCCCCAGCACUUCAACGUGCCAUUGGCUGCCAGGCUGUAGCAUUUGACUGCUCCUUCACCCAUCAGUGUUUUAUAUUUAUUAUAUGUCAGAAAUGUAAUUGCUCCAUAAUGGUGCAUCUCAGCUACUGCCUGCGUCUAGACUUUCUGGCUUACCAUUGAGUAAGCAUUGCAGAAUCACUGUGGAUGACAUUCAUGGGCCACACCCAAAACCAUGUGCAUUCCAAGAAAAUUGAUGUUUAAGUGGGGCCAUCAAGGUGUUGGCUCAGAGUGGGGUUUUAAAGAAAGCCCAGAAGCAGCGUUGGGAGAAGCCUUUUCUGUGGGUGGCCAGAAACGUCUGGUCCUGAAGACACAGCGCAAUCCUCACCUGGACUUAUGACCCGAGGCCUUGCUCCCCUCCUGCCCAUUGAGUUCCACAAGAUGGGCUCCUUCCGCCGUCCCAGACCACGAUUCAUGAGCUCCCCCGUACUCAGCGAGCUGCCCCGCUUCCAGGCCGCCCGGCAGGCUCUGCAGCUGAGUUCCAACUCUGCCUGGAACAGUGUGCAGACAGCUGUGAUCAACGUUUUCAAAGGGGGCGGCUUGCAGAGCAAUGAGCUGUAUGCACUGAACGAGAACAUCAGGCGACUGCUGAAGAGCGAACUUGGAUCCUUCAUUACAGACUAUUUCCAGAACCAGCUUCUUGCAAAAGGACUGUCCUUCGUGGAGGAGAAGAUCAAGGAGUGUGAAGGUGACAGUCGGAUUGAGGUUCUGGCUGAAGUCUGGGACCACUUCUUCACCGAGACUCUCCCCACCCUGCAGGCGAUAUUUUAUCCAGUUCAGGGACAGGAGCUGACCAUCCGCCAGAUCUCCCUGCUGGGCUUCCGGGACCUGGUCCUGCUGAAGGUGAAGCUGGGUGACUUGCUGCUGUUGGCACAGUCCAAGCUGCCCUCAUCCGUUAUACAAAUGCUGCUCAUUCUGCAGAGUGUUCAUGAGCCCACAGGCCCAAGUGAGGGCUAUCUGCAGCUGGAGGAGCUGGUGAAGCAGGUGGUGUCUCCCUUCCUUGGCAUCAGUGGGGACCGCAGCUGCACAGGCCCCACGUACUCACUGGCCAGGAGGCAUUCCAGGAUCCGGCCCAAGGUGACUGUCCUCAACUAUGCCUCUCUGAUGACCUCAGUUGGACGGCCACUGAAUGAGAUGGUCCUGACUCCACUAACAGAGCAGGAAGGAGAGGCGUACCUGGAGAAGUGUGGCAGUGUUCGGCGGCACACAGUGGCCAAUGCCCACUCGGACAUCCAGCUGCUGGCCAUGGCCACCAUGAUGCACUCAGGGUUAGGGGAGGAGGCUGACAGCGAGGACAAGCACCUGCUCCUGCCGCCCAGCUUCCCACCGCCACACCGCCAGUGCUCCAGUGAGCCCAGCAUCCCCGAUAGCCCUGAUGAACUGGAACUAGAAGAUGGAGCAAGUGGCAGCCAGGAGGACUCAGAGAUGAACUGUGCUUCCCUCAGCUGAGCGGACCUCUCCAGGAUUUCCGCAUCCCUACUUUGUAGCCAGGAUGAGGACUAUGUGGAUGUAUCUCCUCCAUGGAUCACCAAGGGGCUCUUGCUUUGAGUGGCACUGCCUUGUUUCUUAGGGCACAAGCCAAGUCUCCAUGCCCCCGGGAAACACCUGUAACCUCCCCCCCCCCACACACACACACACUGUGGUGUCUGUGGCUAGCUCCUCAUGCCACUGUUCUCCUGACUUCCAGCCUCACCUGCUUCACCUGGAUCCUCUUCUCUGGGCCCUUCCCAUCCUAUUGGACUGGCUGAUGCUCCUAGUAUAUAAUGCUCUGGCAUUGCUGUCUCAGAAGCUGGCACCACACAUGAGCAUCUAGAAUGUGCCAGCCCUUGCUGUUCCCCUAAUGAUCCAUGAAGCAGAAGCCAAGGGGUAGAAGGAGUAGUAGAGGUUCUGUAUAACAUGGAAGUCAACUGUAGCCCAUGCCGCACAUGGUCCUGGGAAUGUGUCCUUAUCACUUACUUUAAUUGCAGUGUCCUUGAAAGCAUUAUCCUACUCGUGGGUGAGGGUCCAUCCUUACGUAUGUCCAGAUGUCAUGUGCUGUCUACACAAAGGGCUUUAACCUAGCAGAAUCUCUGUCUUGGACUCAGCCUCAGCAUGUCGCUCUCAGGCUUCUUCCCAGUCUCCAGGAAUGAGCUUUCUCCGUCACUGGUGCCUUACUCCUCUAGUUUCAGGAACGGGCUGACCACUUUCCUGCUGUGCCUAAGACAGCAACUGACCUAGUCUGUACCUGGAUUUCACUUGAAUUUGUAAAACGUGUAUUGUUUAAAAAAAAAAAAAAAAACAUGUUCAUGAAUAUUUGCACAUAAGACCUUGCACUGCUCAUUUCCAGUGGAGUGUUUGCAGACUAAACGCAGUGGGCCCCUUCAGAAAGUGGUGAAAUAGCUCAAAACAAAAGGCUGAGUAGCGGACAGGACUCACAUACCUCAGAGCUCUGGGGGAGCUCUGGAAUGACCUGUGUUCUAAGUGUCUUGGCUUCUAGGGAAGGCUAUGCUGGAGCAAGAAGCCUGCCUCUUGAGUGGAGAAGUAGAGUGACUGGAAUGUGUCUGGGCUUUUACAUGGACAGAGAGACAUGGGCAUGUGGGCACGUUUUAUUUGGAAGGACAUUUAUUCUCUGAGAUUACAGAAGUACGCAGAAAUGUCUGGGAUUCCUGUCACAUCUGUCUCAUGAUGCUAUUUGAGGCAGCUUGCUUUGUUACUGUGCUCGGUCCUUAUUAAUGUUCUCUUCAGGUUGGGGAAGGGAACAUUUUUGUCUAUGUUGAAUCUCUGGCUUCCUCUUUGUAGUUGUCUGUUGGUCUUGCUAAUAGAAGCUCAGAAAAACAUAGAAAGUUUCUCCUGAUCCUGCUCUUGACAUGUGCUGCCCUUUCAGGAUCUGGUCAGUCUUUGGAAAUUUUGUUGAUGGAAUCUCAAUAUAUAACCCACCAAUAGAAGAAGAGGCCAUUCAGGCUCAUCUAAGCCUUGAUAGUGUCACCCUUGUGGGCAAAGAUCUGAAAUACGACCACAGCUGUGCUUUUGAUGCAUUCUACUUUAAAAAUCUAAUUUAAAAAAAAAUGUUUUAAUUUUGUCCUUCCAAGAGAAAAUGACAAAAGAGAGAUGUCUACCUGUCACAGAAAUGUCUAAAUGUUACACACUGUGCUCAUGCACUUGCACACACACAUGCACCCAUCCAUGUACACACAAUGUGUGAACCCAUAUAUGUGCAUGCGCAUGCGCACACACACACACACACACACACACACACACACACACACACACACACACA